AUCACCGAAAAUUUCGAAAUGGCUUCACCCUGCUGGCUCCUGAUAUUCAGUGACAAGAUUUUCCUCGAAUAUUAUCCCUCAGUUAGACCCGGCGAAAAUAUAUUCCAUCUCACAUUCAACACCGAGCUGCUAGUCGCUCGACCUCCACAUCCGGUCAUUCAGGAAUGGUACUGGCUGGUCGACAGGGUAAAAACGGAUGAUCUAGCGUUCUGGGAUUUGGACACAGGGUUCGUUCUGAAGAAGAACAUGAGUCUCUAUCAGCGAAGAAGUAAUUUAGAGAAUUCAAGAAUCGCGGUGACGGUAAUAAACGAUCCCCCGAUGAUAACAUUCGGCAACAAUUCAAUUGGAGGACUGUUUGGCGGCAUGCUAAUGGAGCUGAGCAAAGUCGCCAAUUUCACCGUCGAGUUUGUCGAACCCAGGGAAAUGUCCUACGGGAGCUGGAACGACGAGGAGAAACGUUGGACGGGGAUGAUGGAACUCCUGACAAACGGGAAGGCGGGCAUAGCGGCGGCCGAUUUCACUAUCACAAGACCGCGUUUGGAGUCCGUGGACUUUUCUCUGCCGUUGUUAUCCACCCGAAACAAAUUGUACAUCAGGAAACCUGAUGGUGGGAUUCAGUGGUCGGCGUAUUGGCAGGCUUUUGCUCCUGGGAUAUGGAUCUUGAUAGAUGUCUUGAUUUUCGUCACAACGAUACUCCUCACUCUGAUCGCCGCCGUUAAUAGGUUCAGAUCGAUCACUAUAGACGUGUUCACAAACUACCUUCUACUCGUUUUUGGAAUAUAUUGUCAGCAGGGAUUGCCCGAAUUUCCGUCCGAUUCACCAUCGCAAAUCGCCUAUUUCUCCAUAUUCCUGUCAGCCUUGGUCGUUGCCGCGGGUUACUCGGCCGCCCUUAUCAGCUACUUGACAGUGACCAGUAUAGCCCUGCCAUUCUCAACCUUGGAAGGAUUCGUCAAGGAUGGAACUUACGAUUUAAUCGUAUUCCGAGACGGUGCCGAGUACGACAUGUUUGCAACCACGACAGAAUCAACGAUGAUGAAAAUGUGGGACAGGAUGAAGUACAGAGAACUGCUGCCAGAGACAUUGCUGGAAGGAUUUCAGCAAGUAUGCGAUGAAAAAGUUGCUUUCUACAUACCAGCAGUGCUUGCAGAGACAGUCAGCAUCUAUUUGCCGUGCAAAGUGAUCGGUAUAGACACUAAGCGAAGCAUGAGCCUCGCCAUGGCGUUAUCCAAGGGAAAUCCUUACAACGGAUUGAUAAAUUACCACGUUCAGAGGUUUCGAGAUCACGGUAUUUUGGGUCGUUUGAAAGAUCUGUACGGAAGACCACAGAAUCCGUCAACGGUGUCACCACACUCGGAGGUCACAGUUUGGGGCGUGAUGCCCGUCCUCGCAGUUUUGGCGGGUGGUAUGAUGCUGGCGAUCCUGAUUUUAUAUCUUGAAAAAAUCUGUUUCUCUUACCGGAAACGAUGCCUGAAAGAUAAGGAGAAGAAGAACCUGAUGAACAGAAAGGACGAGAAGAUCACGAAAAUCCGACUGCGCCACAGGACUGACAGACUUCCACCCCCACCGAAAUUCUACCCCUGAAUACAAUGAACGGUUAUUUUCAUCCCUGUGAUUCGAAGACGCUAAAAAUAAUCAGUUUUUAUCACCGUUGUGAUGAUAAAGUAAUGUAAGAAGUGAAUUAACUUUUAAAGAGAUGAUUAUCUCUCCCGCAUCAGACGUGACAGACGUAUAAAAGCUUUAUUCCUGCCUGAACAAUUUCGAUAAGAUUCGGCACGCUCCAUCGAUGUCAUCUUGAGCAUAAAUAACGUGCAGCUGGUAUAAGUUUCCGUUUACGUAGGUACCGAUGGGUCAAUGGACGUUGAUGAAUUUUUAAACGACACGUCUCAGAUUUUUAUCAGAAAUUUACGU
Messenger RNA from Diprion similis, 1908 nucleotides. Its product is annotated as glutamate receptor ionotropic, kainate 2-like. The record is from RefSeq and is a predicted model, not a curated record. The transcript is spliced from 7 exons. Gene Ontology annotation, molecular function: glutamate-gated receptor activity. Bases 19 to 1581 code for a protein of 520 amino acids. Gene Ontology annotation, cellular component: membrane. Lineage: Eukaryota; Metazoa; Arthropoda; Insecta; Hymenoptera; Diprionidae.